UGAAAAUCACCGUGAAAUUAACGUUAAUGUGCCGUAUUUGAGUGAAAGGUUGUUUUGUACGGUCGGGCGGAGGGAUACUGCAGCCUUGCGUUGGAAGAGGAACACCGGCCGAUACUUGUGUUUUAAGGUAUCUUUACAUUAGCUACGCGUAGUCGGAUUCACUUCACGUUUUAAAUGAUAGAAACAUUUUAGUAAACAUUUAUCCGAGCCGCAGGCCGUGUGUAUGGAUUUCUUGAGGUCGACGUGUCAUUGAAAGAAUCCAGGUAACGUUGCCAGAAUGCCACUACAUGGAAAAAUAGUUGUGGUUAAGCGGAGCGGAGGAGACGGCACGGAAUUUCCUCUGACUGCAUCGUGCUUGUUUGGAAGGAAGCCUGACUGUGAUAUUCGUAUUCAGCUUCCCCAAGUUUCGAAGGAGCACUGCAGAAUUGACUUGAAUGAAAAUAAAGAGGUUAUACUAACAAAUUUGAGCUCAGUGAACCCGACCCGUGUCAACGGAGAGGUGCUGCAACAGUCUGAGCGUUUGAAGGAUGGUGAUGUCAUAACCAUUGUUGACCGUUCUUUCAGGUUUGAGUACCCUCCAGCACCCACGCCGAAGAAAUUUAUCAAAGGAAGCAAAGCCGGAACCCCCAAAUCCCAUCUUAAAGAUGGAACUAACCACAAUAUCCAGCGAUCACUGGAGCAAACUAAGGGGAAGGACCCCAAGGAGGACGGUGACACGCAACAAAGCAAUACAGUGUCUCCUUUUAGUGAUCUCUAUCAAAUGAUCAGAAAAUCUCUGGAUGUUAGGACCCCUCAGAAAUCUACUGGCACUAACAUCCGGACGCCAUCGAGGAAAAUCAAUGUUUCUACAAAAGGCACACCAAAAGUGGCAGAGGCCACAGUCUCUCAUGGCGAAGCUGAAGCAGAGGCUAAAGGUACAAGUAAUGUCGUCCCGACAUCUGACAAGAAGCGUAGCAAUUCCCCCCAGAUUAUCCCUUCUGAUGUGAUGACUCCCGCUAAAAAUGCAGCAAAUAAGUCUGAAGCGAGCUCUCCACAGACAAGGCAGCGUGUCACUCCUCAGAGGUUUAAUGCCAGUGAUGAUGUUGAGCGAAUUUGUACUCCAACACUCAAGUCGCCCGUGAGACGCAGGAGCACGGAGUCCACACCAGCCAAGCAAGAUGACAAAGUCAUGUCCAGUCCACACAAUAAAAACUCGCCAGGAGUCAUCAAAAAAGGGGUGGCAAAUAAACGCAAAAGCGCAGAGCUUGCGCUUGACUCACCAGCACCACAUAUGAAGAAGAAAUGUGUUUCUUUUGGAGGUUACCUGGUUCCUGAGCUCUUUGAUAAAAAAAUGCCCCCUGAUUCUCCCCUACGCAAAGGCGAGAAUCCUAGAAGGAGCCUCUGUCUUGUUAAACCCAAACAAUCACUGCUGAGACGAGCAUCAGUCAUUGGCCUGCUAAAUGUGGCUGAAAGUCCCACAAAAAAGAGCUCCAGAUCUCCAAACGUUUCUGUGAGGAACUCUCCAAAAGGACGCUCCCCAUCAUCCAAAGAGCCAUCCCCAGGAAAGAAGACUCCAAAACCAAGGACACCUUCUCCUCAUAAGAAGUCUCCAAAAUCUACACCAGCGAAGUCACCGAGACCCAACACUCCAUCUGCCAAGGCCUCAUUGUCAGGACAGAAAUCAUCCAAAUCAAGAUCCUCUUCGGAUAAGACAUCACCAAGGACACCUUUGCCCAAGUCAGCAAAAUCUACACCAACCUCACCCAAGUGGCCGACUCCUGUUAUAAAGUCAUUAAAACCCAACACACCAUCUGCCAUUGUGUCAAUGUCAAGAAAGAAAUCUCCCAAAUCAAGAUCUUCCCCAGAAUCUUCAGAAAAUACAUCACGGACACCUUUGCCCAAGUCUCCAAAAUCUACACCAGCCUCGCCCAAGUGGGUGUGUCUUACUAUGAAGUCACCAAAACUCAACACACAGUCUGCCAAGGCUUCAUUGUCAGGUGAAAAAUCACCAAAAUGGAGGUCUUCUUAUCCAGCUUCUUCUGAGAAGACAUCAAAACUCAGCACACCGAGGAGAACAUCUUCCUCCAGCAACAAAUUAGAAACUCCUUUGACCAUAGGGCCGACAUGCAAGGAAACACCCACCAGCACAAAGAGGACAUCCCCCAGGCUUACCACUCAGGGAAAUGGCAACAAAACACCAGUGAAAGCACCCCAGGGCACCCAAAUGAACAUUUCAUCCGUACAAGGACGCUUUUCUGUGUCUCGCAUCGAAACUCCAACACCAAUGGCAGAAGCUGCAAUCGUGGAUCCAGUGCAGUCAGCCACGGUGAUACCCAAAAUCCCUCUGAAAAGGAAACUCAUGAAGAGUGCUUCACGCAAGACUCCUUUGGCGAAGAGUGCUAUUAAAGUCAUGAUCAGAAGAAGUGGCAUUUCACGGGCAUCAAUGAAAGCAAUGAGUUCUUGGGCGGACACUGUCAGGUUCGGGCAGGUUAAGGUCCAAGCGGCUGUCCCAGCCAAAAAGACAGUAAAAAGUAUUGUAACAACUACAAAGGCUGUGAAGAAGAAGGUGUCCAGACCACAGACUCCUCUAAGAAAGCAGCUGGGCCAUGCAAGCACUGGACAUGCAGAUUCGCCUGUUACGAUCGUUGUGGGCCGAGCUUUCACGCAGAAAGUUUCGCACCCAACUGGUGCUGCACCAAAAGUCAUCUUCAAUACAGUAAUCUCAAAGAAAAACAUGAAAAUGGAUGAGGAUUUAUCUGGAAUCUCUGAAAUGUUUAGAACACCUUUAAAAGAGGUGGCGAGAAAAUUGGAAACCAACAGCAGCAGCACCACAAAGACACCAUUGCUAGUUAAUGAGCCAGCUGUGCUAGAGCCUUCUGUGCUGAAUACUCCUGAAGAGCCAGGUGAAAUGGUCGUAUCCCCACUCACUCUUGCAUCUACUGCAAAAGCAGGCCGAUACAACAAAGAGGCAGUGAAGCGCCUUCUGAAUGGCAGUCAAGAAUCCAGUUUCAACAAUUUAUCUUCUGGUAUGGAAAUUAAGGAUGAUUCUGUUGAGCAGCAAUACACAGGAAUGAAGGCGAGCGACGUAACAACUCCUAAGCAGAAGCCGCAACCAUCAGUGUGUCUCACUGGUGUUAGGAGACUCAUGAAGACCCCAAGACAGAAGGCUGAACCUGUGGAGGACAUCAGAGGAAAACUCCUGAAAACACCAAAACAAAAACCUGAGCAACAGGAAUGCCUCACCGGCGUGAAGAGGAUCAUGAGGACCCCCAGACAGAAGAUUGAACCUGUUGAGGAUCUGAGUGGAAAACGUCUGAAAACUCCAAAGCAGAAGUCUGAGGAAAAAAACAUUUUUACCACCCCGACAGCAAGUGAACACAUUAACCUACAACGGAAACUCCUCCAAACUCCCAAGGAAGCAGAAGAUGCUGAUGUUUCUUUCAGUGGUAUUGCAGACCUUCUGGAGACACCGGCAAAAGAUUCACAUAACCUCGUAACACCAGCUAAAGAAUCGCAAGACCUACCAGAACAGACAAACUCAGCAACUCCAAAAGUGAGCAAUUCCCCGAUAGACUGCUUCGCUGGUAUCAAGAAAGUAAUGAAAACACCUAAACAGAGAAGUGCACCUUUUGAAGGCAUUCUUGGAAUUGAGAGGCUCAUGAAGACUCCCAAAGUGCGAAGUGAACCAGUGGAGGACAACUUCGGUCCCAAGCAGCUCAUGAAGUCACCCAGGCUGAGGGGUAGUGCUCCCCUAGAGGACUUUGAGGGACUUCAAGAGCUCAUUAAGGAACCAGUUGAGUUUAAAGAUCACCCUGCAAGUAGUUACUUGGAUGAAGAAAAAGAUUUUAUUCAAGGACAACCAGAGGACAAAGUGUCAUCAGGUGUGACGCAUGACACUCCUCAACUUGACAUCUCAAGAGAGAAAACUGAAGUUUUGGUGGAGGUUCCCAGUGUUGCUUGUGAGUCAUUAGAAGCUAAGAAAGCAGUUUCCCAGGCUGUAUCAGAGGCUGCACCAGGAGUGACAGAAAUGCACACGGCUUCUAUUGAGUCGGCCAAUUCAAAGAAAUCAGUCCAAGGUAGAAGGGCCAAAAUAGCGGAACCCAAAGUGGCUGAACCGGUCACAACAGAAUCAUCUGAAGGUCCUGUUGUCACAGCUCUUGUCAGAGGAAGAAGGGGGAAGAAGGUAGACCCUACUGAACCACCUGCAGAAGAAGCAAUAGUGGCCCCAAAGACGAAAAGAGGAAGAUUUGCCAAAAAGGUUGAGACAGUCCAACAGGCUGCCCCUGAAACUUUGCCAGAGCCUGAGAAUGAGCAGAGUCUCCCAGUUGAUAUUGAACCUGUAUUGAAAAACAGUGUUGCACCUUUGGAAAACGAGGCUGUGAAACCUAAAAGAGGAAGAUAUGCCAAAAAGGCCUUGGAACAAAUCGAUACGUUCCUCGACGCUGCCACUGAAACUUUGAUGGAGCCUGAUAGUGAACCAACUCUCCCAGAGAAUAUUGAGCCUCCAAUAAGUGACAGUGUUGCACUUUUGGAAAAAGUGGCUGUGAGGCCCAAAAGAGGAAGAUGCGCCAAAAAGCCCUCAGAACAAAUAGAAACGAUCGCUGAAGCUGCCACUGAAACUUUGCCGGAACCUAAGGGUGAGCAGACUCUCCCAGUUGAUAUUGAGCCUGCAAUGAAUAAAAGUGUUGCACCUUUAGAAAGAGAGUCUGUUCAACCUAAAAGAGGACGAUAUGCCAAAAAGGUUGAGACAGUCGAACAGGCUGCCACUGAAACUUUGCCAGAGCCUGAGAGUGAGCAGAGUCUCCCAGUUGAUAUUGAACCUGUAAUGAAAAAGAGUGUUGCACCUUUGGAAAACGAGGCUGUGAAACCUAAAAGAGGAAGAUAUGCCAAAAAGGCCUUGGAUCAAAUCGAAACGUUCCUUGAAGCUGCCACUGAAACUUUGAUGGAGCCUGAUAGUGAACCAACUCUCCCAGAGAAUAUUGAGCCUCCAAUAAGUGACAGUGUUGCACUUUUGGAAAAAGUGGCUGUGAGGCCCAAAAGAGGAAGAUGCGCCAAAAAGGCCUCAGAACAAAUAGAAACGAUCGCUGAAGCUGCCACUGAAACUUUGCCGGAACCUAAGGGUGAGCAGACUCUCCCAGUUGAUAUUGAGCCUGCAAUGAAUAAAAGUGUUGCACCUUUAGAAAGAGAGUCUGUUAAGCCUAAAAGAGGACGAUAUGCCAAAAAGGUUGAGACAGUCGAACAGGCUGCCACUGAAACCUUGCCAGAGCCUGAGAGUAGGCAGAGUCUCCCAGUUGAUAUUGAACCUGCAAUGAACAACAGUGUUGCACCUUUGGAAAAAGAAGCUGUGAAAUCUAAAAGAGGAAGAUAUGCCAAAAAGGCCUUGGAACAAAUUGAAACAAUCCCUGUAGCUGCCACUUUGCUGGAGCUUGAUAUUGAGCCUGCAGUGACUGACAAUGUUGCACCUUUGGAAGAGGCUGUGAAACCCAAGCGAGGAAGAAAACCCAAACAAUUUUCUCACUGUAAACAAGCUCAGUCUUCUGCCUGCAGUGAUGUUUCCCAAGAUAACACUCAACAAGAUAACAGUGAAGGCAGUGGUGACCGCCAGGGCCAGAUGCCAAGUGAACACCAUGAAAAUAAAUCUUCAGAUUCUGCUAAGAGUUUGCCAGAAUUUAAGACUGCAACAGAGAGAGACAUCACUGUCGUUCAGAAGUCGUCUCUUCGAGGCAGACGGGGCAAACUGGUGGAAAAUACAGCGGAGGAAGAGAAGCAGGACACGGGUUUUGAAGAAGCUCUCGUCUCAGCUCCAGUCAGGGCCAGAAGAGGGAAGAGAAUUGAAGCAACCGCCACACCCGCAGGCAGACAAACUACCAGAAAUAGGAACGCAAAGACAAAGAAAGAUGCUUGUGAUGCUCAGUCUGUCAUGGUGCCAGAGAAAGAUAUGGAGUUAAAUUUGGUGACAGGAACUUCAGAAACCCACACCAGUCAAGAUGAUGUCAGAAUGUCUGAUGAGGACUUGGUCAACAAGUCGACUCGGGGCAGAAGAGCUAAGCACACACCUGUUGAACCCCCUCAGCCCAAACUAGAAAAAACGCUGGAGAUUGAACAGCCUUCUGUCUCUGUACAACCACAGCUACCAGCACCAACCAAUAAAAAGGGAAGAGGCAGAAAAGUGAUCUCUGAGACAGUUGAGCUAGAGGAACAUGAAAAAGAUGAAAUCAUCUCUGAGGAAAUAAAGCAUCAGUCCAAGCCUCUCGCCAGAACCAGAGGAAGAAACGCAAAGCACAAAGAAGAGCUAGAUAAUAGUGACAAGACUUCCAUAGUAGCACAGUCUGUACUCCAGGAGAUAAUAAAAACAUCAGGUGAGCAAACUGUUGAUGUGGAAAAUCCUGUCCAAGUGCAAGCUGAAGCACCACAAUUUUCUGAACCAGAGCAAAUGAGCGAACACGCUUCUAGCAGUACAAAAACAAGACGAGGAGUGGUACAAAAACUAAAGCAAGAAGCAGUUACUCCUCGGUCGGCAGAGAACCAAGAUAGUCCUAUUGAGACUCCAACAGAAAAACCCAAACGAGGAAGGCAAGCAAAACAAGUUGAAGAUGGUACCACCUCAGAAGAAACUGAUAUUGCAACAAGGCGAGUGGUACGAAAACCAAAGCAAGAAGUUACUGUUGAAUCUGUAGAGAACCAUGAUUGUCCAAUUGGAACACUAACAGAAAAACCCAAACGAGGAAGGAGAGCAAAACAAGUUGAAGAUGUUACCACCUCUGAAGUAAAGGAAAAACCUGAACCUCAACAGAAACCGCAACGGGGAAGGGGUUUGAAAACUAAUUUGAAAAACGAGAUGCCACAAGUCGUUCCAGCCAAGAGAGCACGACGAGGGUUAGCCUUUGCCUGUGACGGAGGCCAAAGAAGAAGUUCCAGCGUCAGUCACAGUACCGGAGUCAGCUACAGCUUCAUUAGAACCAGUCAAAAGGGGAAGACUACAAAAACCUGUAAGAUCAGUGAAGUGGAACCUAGAGGUCGAAGUUCAUGAGCUUCCGAAAAGACCCGUGAGAGCGGUGCGAGGCAAGCGGUCGAGCCCUGGUGAUCACGCUGUGACUCUAAGCCAGAGUGAGUCAGAUGCUGAUAAAACUGAAGAGGACCUCUCAGAAAAAGCAGUGGAACCUCAGCCUGCCAAGAGACCCAGGCGAGGGGCAAAGGUUGCAAAUGAAACAGAGUCCACCAGCGAGGUAGCCACCAAGGAAGCUAAAGAUACUCCGACCCAGCCAAAAACCAGAAAAGGAAGAUCAACCAAGAAAUGAACACCUCUGUAUAAAGGCUAAUCAGAACGUUUUUUUGUUUUUUUUUUUGUUUUUUUUUUUUUGCCAUCAGGCUUUUGUAAUUGGCACUGUUUUAUGAAAUGUCUUUUUGGGUCAUGUUUUAGAUUAAAAAUUAAGCACUGUUCUUUUUUUUUUACAGCAGGGAAUUUUAUCCACUUAUUUUAA
This is a messenger RNA of Phycodurus eques (leafy seadragon), 7460 nucleotides long. It is a transcript of the gene mki67, whose product is annotated as marker of proliferation Ki-67. Gene Ontology annotation, cellular component: chromosome; nucleus. The transcript has 15 exons. Bases 278 to 7009 code for a protein of 2243 amino acids. The record is from RefSeq and is a predicted model, not a curated record. Gene Ontology annotation, molecular function: protein binding. Lineage: Eukaryota; Metazoa; Chordata; Actinopteri; Syngnathiformes; Syngnathidae. Gene Ontology annotation, biological process: regulation of chromosome segregation; regulation of mitotic nuclear division.